Molecule: messenger RNA, 2021 nt
Organism: Prinia subflava (tawny-flanked prinia)
Lineage: Eukaryota; Metazoa; Chordata; Aves; Passeriformes; Cisticolidae
Gene: TRA2A
Product: transformer 2 alpha homolog
Exons: 8
Coding region: 198-1025 (275 amino acids)
Biological process (GO): positive regulation of mRNA splicing, via spliceosome
Cellular component (GO): spliceosomal complex
Molecular function (GO): RNA binding
Source: RefSeq, a predicted model, not a curated record
GCGCAGACGGAGCGGCCGCGGCGGCGCCAUUUUGCGGCGGUGCGGGAGGCGCGGGCGGGAGGCGGCGGUGGUGGUGGUGCCGGUAAUAGUGGCAGUAGCGGUAACGGCGGCGGUAACAGCGGCCGUGGGUGUUGUUGCUGUUAAUCGGGACUAGCGUCCCCCGUUCGCCCCAGCCCCGUGGCCAGGACUCUGCCGACAUGAGCGACGUGGAGGAGAACAACUUCGAGGGGAGGGAGUCUCGCUCCCAGUCAAAAUCUCCAGCUGGGAGUCCUGCUCGUGUAAAAUCAGAGAGCAGGUCAGGAUCUCGCAGUCCGUCGAGGGCUUCCAAACAUUCUGAAUCGCACUCUAGGUCAAGAUCAAAAUCAAGAUCCAGGUCCAGAAGACAUUCGCACAGACGUUACACUCGUUCCAGAUCCCACUCGCAUUCCCACAGGAGGCGCUCCCGAAGCAGAUCAUACACACCAGAGUACCGCCGUCGAAGGAGCCGUAGUCACUCUCCCAUGUCCAACAGGAGAAGGCACACUGGCAGCAGAGCUAAUCCAGAUCCUAAUACCUGUCUCGGAGUGUUUGGUCUCAGUUUGUACACUACUGAGAGAGAUUUACGUGAAGUCUUCUCCCGUUACGGACCUUUGACUGGUGUCAAUGUGGUUUAUGAUCAACGGACUGGACGAUCAAGAGGAUUUGCUUUCGUUUAUUUUGAGAGGAUUGAUGAUUCUAAAGAGGCAAUGGAGCAUGCAAAUGGAAUGGAGCUGGAUGGCAGGAGGAUUCGAGUGGAUUAUUCAAUCACCAAGAGAGCACAUACACCCACCCCAGGCAUCUACAUGGGCAGGCCAACACACAGUGGAGGAGGUGGUGGCGGUGGAGCAGGUCGUCGUCGGGACUCAUAUUAUGACAGGGGUUAUGACAGAGGCUAUGACAGAUAUGAAGAAUACGACUACAGAUACAGGAGACGAUCACCAUCGCCUUAUUAUAGUCGAUACCGAUCGCGAUCAAGAUCCCGUUCCUAUAGUCCAAGGCGCUACUGAAGAUCAGAAGAGUUACAGUUGAGGACUUGAUUUUUAGAUACAAAGUUCAGAUCUUUAGCAUCCCUACUGCUUUCCCUUCCAUCUUCCCUUUCUUGUCCUCCCAGCUCUUUCACAAGUCUUUGGUUCAUUUAGAAUAUACAUAUUUUCAGUUGAAGUAUUCCUAUUUUCCAUCCCUUCUUAUUGUAAUACUCUUAAAUAUUGUAAUUGUUGUAGUUUUUGUGUAGUAAAACUUCUUGAGCAAAAUAAAAUAGAAAACCCCAAAGUGCUGAUACAUUUUGGAAGUCAUUCCUAUUUCGUUUUUAAAACGGUUGGACUCCUAACUAAUCAGAAGAGAGCAUUGAUAUUUUUAAAGCUUGCAUGUCAUAUGUAGUAUACACACUCGAAUACUUUAACAUAAACCUGCAUUUCCAAGUAACUUGUUAAUCUUUCUGUUAAAAUGUUUACCUAUUACUUUGAUAAACAAGUAAUGACUUUGAGCCUUUUCUGUAAUGAUAAAUUUGCUUAGAUAGUCAUGAACCAGAGGAAUUUUUUUUUUUUUUUUUUUUUUUUUUUUUUUUUUUUUUUUUUUUUUUUUUGUCAAGUAGUUGCUUUGAGAGUAGACUAUUUGAGCUAGAUCAGAAUUUGGUAUUUGACUGACUGGGAGAAUAGAUCCUUGUACACUCAAAAUUAAGGCUAUGUGUUUUAUAGAAAAAAGUUUCUGGAUUGCUACACAGUGGAUAGCAGUUGAAAUUAAAAUUGUUUCAUUCCUGUGGUCUUUGUGGUACUUGGUUGAAUAUUUUCCCUUAAUUGGUGCAGGAGAAAAAUAUUUAUUGAACAUAGCAAUUAGUUAUAUAAUUUGCUGUUCAUGAAAGAAAAAAUUGCCAACUUUUGGUAUUGAAAUAAUGAUGGAGCAAGUUUUGUUUCCAGUCCUUUUUGAACUUUUGGAAGUAUGGAUGGAAAAACUUCAGCCUACAUGUAAACCUUUUUUUCCCCUCAAUAAAAGUUAAGUCCACUGAU